Abrus precatorius (Indian licorice) is the source of this 496-nucleotide messenger RNA. RefSeq lists its product as uncharacterized. The transcript has a single exon. NCBI's taxonomy places the organism in Eukaryota, Viridiplantae, Streptophyta, Magnoliopsida, Fabales, Fabaceae. The coding region runs from base 1 to 474 and encodes 157 amino acids. The record is from RefSeq and is a predicted model, not a curated record.
AUGGGAGCUUGUUUCUCUUACAACUCAAGCUACACCUUCAAGAAUGUCUGUGUGGUUCAUUACAAUGGUUCUGUUGAGGAUUUUGAGCAACCCAUUUCAGCAAGCCAAGUUAUUGCCCCAAAACACUUCCUUUCCUCCUCCACUAUGCUUCUUUCCUCUUCCUCAGAGUCACUUAAUGGAGAUACCCACCUUCAACCUGGGCAAGCGCAUUUCAUGCUACCAUGCUCAAUGCUUCAAGCUGAUGUUUCUCCAGUGGAUCUAGCUAGCCUUCCAAAGAGGCUCACCUCAAGGAGGGCCGGUAGAGUUGGGAUGGUAGAGCAAUUUGGUAUGAGUAUGAUGAAUGGAGGUGGAAGCCCUUGUAGAGUGCAGCCAUGGAAACCAAUCUUCGACAGCAUCAAAGAGAGGCCACUCAAAAGGAGAAGUGAGUCGGAUAAAAAUGUUGGUGUUUGGAGGGUCUUGGAUGGAGGCAACUAAAUAGUUGUUUUAGUUUCAUGAA